This is a messenger RNA of Cokeromyces recurvatus, 648 nucleotides long. RefSeq lists its product as uncharacterized. The transcript has 2 exons. Lineage: Eukaryota; Fungi; Mucoromycota; Mucoromycetes; Mucorales; Mucoraceae. The record is from RefSeq and is a predicted model, not a curated record. The coding region runs from base 373 to 630 and encodes 85 amino acids.
AACAAAGCAGCUUUAAACUAUCUCAUACUCUAUACCUAACGCUCUGCUUUCUUUUACUGAUUCAAUCUUGUUAAGAAUUAUUGAUUUAUACAUUUUCUUGGGGUAUUAAAAAAAAAUACGCGAAAACUAACUGUUGUGUGUCUGAAUUGAUCUAUCCAUUCUUCCAAAAAAAGUAGAAAUACUGUAUUAUAAGAUCAUCCCUUCCAUCCAAAUGAACUCUUCACACGCUCACAUAGUUUUUCUUGUUUACGUGUGCAUAACCGCCUUCAAAUGCCCCAAAUCUAUUGAAGAUCCACUCUCUUUUCUCUUGAAUCUAUUACCAUCAACAUUCCAUACUAAGAAAGUGAGAAAAUCAAUUAAUGCCUGGCUCAUAUGCUGGCCUUCUAUAUAUGUGCAAUUCUGCUUGGAGAUGGAUUAUCUAGCUUCACUCCCAAAUCCCUAAAUCCUCUGACCAUCAUCUUCUUUCAAUACAACAACGAAUUUUUGAUAGUUAAUUAUUAUCACUUAUACAUACACUUUAACAUUUUCCCUUUUAUCCCAAAAGGGUUUUUCUUUCCUUUUUUUUUCCAUAGCGAUCUGACCAGGGCAAAACAGCAUAUAAAUGCUAUGUGCUCAUUGGUCAUUUUUUAAUUUUUAAAUAAAAUUCUU